Lathyrus sativus (Indian pea) is the source of this 180-nucleotide messenger RNA. The record is from the annotation of a GenBank genome assembly. NCBI's taxonomy places the organism in Eukaryota, Viridiplantae, Streptophyta, Magnoliopsida, Fabales, Fabaceae.
AUGGGAGCCAGAGGAGUAAUAGCAGACAAGUGGUCUAUGAGAGUUCUUUGGGCUUGUGCUAUUGGAAGUGCUGUUAGUCUAUAUAUGGUUGCUGUAGAAAGACAAAAACAAAAUAGGCAGAAGAUGUUGGCUGAAGGCUUGAGGGGAAUGGAGUUGGGGGAAAGCAAUGAAGAUGUUUAA